Vidua chalybeata is the source of this 952-nucleotide messenger RNA. RefSeq lists its product as uncharacterized. The transcript is spliced from 2 exons. The record is from RefSeq and is a predicted model, not a curated record. NCBI's taxonomy places the organism in Eukaryota, Metazoa, Chordata, Aves, Passeriformes, Viduidae. Bases 365 to 910 code for a protein of 181 amino acids.
UUUGUCUCACAACAUCCCCUGAUAUCAAAGUUGAUUGUCCCUGGCCAUAUGAACCAGCAGCUCCUAGCGUUGAAACCAUCCAAGCUGGGACACCCUCUGAAGCAGUAAUACAUAGUACAUCAUCAUCCUGUUGCUGCGCUUCAGUAGGAAUGUCCUGAGCCCCAUGACAUCCUGCUGCACAGGAUACGUUUUUCCUGGAGUUGUCUUUCGCAAGAAAUCGGAAAAUAUUGUUGCAAUGUUUGUUGUAAUGUUGCAACUUCGCCACUGGGUGGCGGUGUUAUCAGAUCAGCUGGGCAUGGUUGCUGUAAUGUUGCAGUCCCGCCACCAGGUGACGCUGUCGCAGUCCGUGGCGUAGUUGUCUGCCAUGGCAACCGGGACAGGGUGGCGCCUUGCAGAUCGUCUCUGCCCAGGCCACGCCCCAUUUCUGCUGCAUCACCAUGGGGAUGUGGGAAGGAACGCCCCCAUCGCCGCCACGCCCCGCCUCUGCUCGUUCCGGUGCGGCCGCGCAUGCCUUCCUCCUGCCCCCGGCCAGCACCCGCGCUGCCCCGAUCCCGUCCUGGUUCCGCCCCGCUCCGAUCCCCACCGGGGCUGGUCCCCCCCGGGCUCCGUGGCAACGCCUGCACUCGGCGCGAGUGUCCCCCACUCUGUCAGGGUCCCCGCUGCGUUCGCAAGACGAGAUAAAAUUUCUCCCGCUCCGUCUUCUGGGUUUGAUGUCAUCAACGCGCGCUCGCCGCAUUCCGCCGCUGCCGCGGCCGGUACCGCGCAUGCCGCGCGCAUGCCCGCGCGUCCCGCUCCACCCGGCCCGGUGCCGCUCGGCGCUCCCUCCGCAGCUGCCGCGUUCCGCCCGGGCGGCUGGCCGGCGCCCGCCGCCACGUUUUCAGAACUGGCAUGCGUGUGUGUGGAGACCUAAUGGGUGGUGAUACUUCCUGCACCCUUCUAACUGGUGUCAAGU